GGUUUUCUCUAUCAAUUUCGCCUAUAAAACGUCCCAGUCUUCGUCUGAGUUUAUUAAAAAAAAAACAUAAAACCAUGAGAAACCUCGUAAAUUUCGCUGUUCUUUUCAUGGCCAUCUUCAUAGUUUCAGCCUCAGGUGCGAGAGAGACGAGAAUGAUGGAACAAACUUGCCCCGUUUUCUGGCCAAUGGUUCCAUGCGAUGCUAAAAAAUGCGACCAAAUGUGUCGCGAUUAUUACGGUCCUGUUCCCUCUUACUGUAAUAGAAUCGGAGCUCCAAACGCUGAAUGUGCAUGUAGUCUUACACCAUGUUAAUGACGCAAAGGCUUUCUCAAGGAUAUAUUAAGCGCUUAGUCAUUCUAUCUUUGUGUAUCUAUAUGUAGUCAAAAAUAAGCAAUGCAACAACCGUUACAUAGGAAGAAAAGCAAUGCGUUAUAAGGUGACGCAAUUAUGAAUGCUUCUUGGAUUCUUUAUUCAAAUUCUUGGAAAAGAAUCAUGGAAGCUAGCGUUGUUUUUAUAUUUUAUUAUACUGUUGUGUUUCUAAAGAGUGUGUGACUACUGAAUGAUCAAUCCAAUAUUUAAAAA
This is a messenger RNA of Arabidopsis lyrata subsp. lyrata, 581 nucleotides long. RefSeq names its product defensin-like protein 201. The transcript is spliced from 2 exons. Lineage: Eukaryota; Viridiplantae; Streptophyta; Magnoliopsida; Brassicales; Brassicaceae. The record is from RefSeq and is a predicted model, not a curated record. The coding region runs from base 75 to 311 and encodes 78 amino acids.